Messenger RNA from Paramuricea clavata, 303 nucleotides. Lineage: Eukaryota; Metazoa; Cnidaria; Anthozoa; Malacalcyonacea; Plexauridae. The record is from the annotation of a GenBank genome assembly.
AUGUCUGGGGACGACGGUACUUCGAUCACGACUUGGGACGAGGGUACUUCGAUCAGGGCUGGGGACGAGGGUACUAUGGCUGGGGACGAGGGUUCUUCGAUCACGACUUGGGACGAGGGUUCUUCGAUCACAACUUGGGACGAGGGUACUUCGAUCAGGGCUGGGGACGAGGGUACUAUGGCUGGGGACAAGGGUUUGUUGUCUGAAUCGAUAUUACUCUCUGCCUGGGUUAUAGUUUCAACAACAGUAUUCGAAUUGGAAGCCCACUUACGUAAAUUGAAACCACCAGCUAGCAUGAUAUAA